GCAUUUCUGGAGGCAGGAACAGAGUCAACAUUUGGUUUUGACGAAAGGUCUUGAACCUGCAAGAUUAAUUCUCUUUCUCUCUUCAUGAAUACUGUCUUUCUUGCUGACUGUUUUCAGCAUUUUCUUCUUGUCCUAGACUGUGACCAGAUGGAAGUCAUUUUAUUUCCACCUCCACUCUUCCAGUGGAUAUAAGGCUCGUGUAACUAGUGUCCUUUGCAUUGACUACUUGAUGAUGGUGACCCUCUGGCACAUUCACCUGCUUGGCCUUUGCCCAGAGACAGUGAGAAGCUGAGAAGGAUUAUAGUUUGGGCUGAUACAGCGUCACAGUUGUAAAAUCGGUCAGAUGGCUACUAACGUUCCUAGAGUCUGCAAACGCAAAGGACUGGGUGAGAAGAAGUUAGAAGCAGGCAAGUGCAAGAGAAUCAAGGUCCAAAGUGGAAGCACUGUGGAAAAUGGCAUCAAACAUACUCCAGAAGAGCAAAAGGAAGUAUCAAUUUUCACUCUCAAGUCCAACAGUAACCACAGUGCCAUUACUCAUGAGCAGCUUUGGGAGCUAAUAAGUUAUUCAGUAUCAAGAGAAACGAGAAUUUCCCCACCCAGUUGGUGCCAGAUCCAUGGGCAAAAUCAAACUAAAGGAGCAGCAGUCAUUGUUCUACAUGGUGCAAGUCAGAUGCACUUCUACAGAUACUAUCUCCAAUUUAAACAGCUGAGGAAAAGGUUCAAAUGGAGAUUUAGCAUGCCCCCUCCUUCUCAGGAUUUUCUGCAUCGUAUCUUUGGAAUCAAGAACACGCCAUCAUGUGAAUACAAGGGAUUAAUAGGCAAUGGCAAUCCUGUUGUGAAUGGGCAUUUCGUUGUGGCGGAGAAUGAAAGUUGUGGAUCACCUGAUCUUGAUAAUCAUCCCAUCAUUAUUAAAUAUGGCAGAGAAAAGCAAGGGUUGACUCGCUACUUGCUCAGUAAAGAAGACAUGAUUCAAAAUGGUUACCCUGUUGCAGGUUUUCCAGGGUCUGAAGAAUUCAUUCAGAGCGGAUGCACAACUGAAGUAACUGACAACAGUCCAUUAUUUGGACUAGAUUGUGAAAUGUGCCUGACCAGAAAGGGAAAAGAGCUGACACGUAUCUCUGUUGUCGAUGCAGAGGGACACUGUUUGAUGGAUGAGCUAGUGAAACCAGACAACCAGAUCUUUAACUACCUCACCAGGUUCUCUGGCAUUACCUGGAAAAUGCUUUUGACUGUGAAAACAAAACUGAAGGAUGUUCAGGCCAUGCUGAGGAAGAUUUUACCCUAUGAUGCUGUCCUUGUGGGGCAUUCCUUAAACAACGAUUUGACAGCUUUGCAAAUGAUCCAUCCAAAUGUAAUUGACACGUCACUCCUUUUUGUUGGAGAAUCAGGCCGAAGGUUUAAAUUGAAAGUUUUAGUAAAAAAUAUUUUUGGAAGGGAAAUUCAGUCAACGGAAAUGGAUGGCCAUGAUCCAUCAGAAGAUGCAGAAGGGGCUUUAGCGCUGGCUCAGUAUUUUAUUAACCAAGGACCUGUGAAGAUAGCAGAGCUGAGCCUGGAGAAUUUCCAAGCUAAGCAGCCAAUGGGAGAUGAUAUCACGCCACAGCCUGAAGCCCGAAGACAGUGGAAAAGGUCAUCAAACAAACUGAGCACAAGCUGCAGAAGGAUAGAUGAAUCUCAAGACAGGGCAUGCUUAUAUGGUGGCAAUUUACCAAAACAAUUGUGUAUAGCUGAUCGUAAGGUAGUGGUAUUAGGUACAAAGAAGGCUAUGAGGUCUAUGACAUGCCAGGAAGCAUGGCAUCAAAUUGAAUGUGAAACAGACAAGGAGGUUAUUUGUCGUGCUGAGACUAACAUCCCAACUGCUGCCUUAAGUUUAAUUCAUUUUACAUCUUAUGCUGACUGUAUUGAAAGCGAUCUACAUAGGAAAGUCAAUGUAGGACAACUACACGAUAAGAUGCAACAGAUGUUGUCAGAGAUGUGUACUGUGUAUGUUGGGCCGUUCUAUAAGGAUUUCUGUUUAAAAUCGGUUAAAAGAACAUUCAGAAAUUGUGGUUCCAUCAGUUCUGUCACUGUUACCACGGAAACAUACCAGCCUUAUGUGCGGGUUCAGUACAAGGUGCCUGAAAGUGCAUUGAUUGCUGUAGAAACACUGAAUGGAAGCAUUGUGGCUGGAUUCCUCAUUAAGGUUCAAAGACCCAUGAGUGAAAAAUCCUUGGAUUGUGAAACAAUCCUAAAGAAACUAGAGAAAGACAUCACAAAUCAGGCUGUUGUUUAUGUGGCUGGAAUUCAGCAAAGUCUGUUGACUUUGGAAGACAUUGCAGAGAAAUUUAGCCAAUUUGGACACAUUGAAGCAGUAAUUUCUGUGGGUGAUAAACCUAAUGCAAAGAAUAAGGAUUGUUUUAUCAAAUAUGGAAACCCUGAGAGUGCCUUGAAGGCUCAGACAGCCAUGAAUGGAACAAAACUGAAGAACAGUUACCUAAGUGUUCAAAGAGCACUCACUCCAUACCACCUUCAGACCUGGGCCACUCAGGAAUCCUACACUGCUGUCAGCCCCAGGGUACCUGACACGCCGUCUCUAAGCAGUCAGUCUUCUGAGAGGAAAAAAGAGAAGCUUUCUCAAUGUGAGCAAGAGGUGAAAAAUGUGAUACGGACUCUGGAUCGACGUGUUGGACGGCUCUUCAGAGGAAUACCCAGUGGCAUGCUUUGCGUUGUCCUGCUGCCUGGAAUAAAUAGCACAGUGGCUUUUGUAGAAAUUUCUUUCUCAGGAGACAUCUUGCUCUCAUCAACGGCCACCAUCUAUAUCAUAUCACGGAUAGCAAGAGGUGGAUAUUUUGAAAAACUCGACACAGUGAUCACUGCUCAGCGCCUGGACUCUGCCUUCUCGAAAUAAAGCAAAUUUCUUAAAACUGAAUGUUCAGUAUGGACUCACAACACUACAGCUUUGACGCCAACCAUUAAUUGAAUGGUUAAAAAGUGAACAUAGUUCUUGGAUCACAUGUAUACAGUUGAAUUAUGUCAACAGCCAUGACUGAGCCAAGAAAGCUGCUUAAAAGUAUUUUUUUUAAGCAAUUGACCUUUUAUAAAGGAAAGUUUCAAGUGUGAAAAUAAUCCAAGACCAUUUGGGUUAUGUUAUGGCACCAAGUUCUCUUGGUCAGAAAUCAGAAAUUCCAGUCACCCCAUGGCCAGAUCAUGCCAGUUUUAGGUUUUGUUGUGCAGAAAAUAUUCCAUUUCCUGCCAAUUUUGACAGUAUUUGAGCAGGUCUCAAUGCAUCUCUCCUUUCCCACUGUGGAAUGAUUUGUAUUAUGCCUGUUGCUACAAGUUUGUAACAAUUCCACAGACAUUUGUAGUCUGUGUAGUAUUUUAUGCAUCCUGAAUCUCAUUCUAUUUUCACAGUCUGCAUUUAUAUUGGUUUUGUAUUUGAAAACACUGUCAUGUAUUGUGCAUCUGUGUUUCAUUUUCUGACAUGAAUAUUUAUCUA
This is a messenger RNA of Hypanus sabinus (Atlantic stingray), 3472 nucleotides long. Its product is annotated as RNA exonuclease 5-like. Gene Ontology annotation, cellular component: nucleus. Gene Ontology annotation, molecular function: RNA binding; exonuclease activity. NCBI's taxonomy places the organism in Eukaryota, Metazoa, Chordata, Chondrichthyes, Myliobatiformes, Dasyatidae. Bases 344 to 2884 code for a protein of 846 amino acids. The record is from RefSeq and is a predicted model, not a curated record. The transcript is spliced from 21 exons.